Molecule: messenger RNA, 1866 nt
Organism: Pterocles gutturalis (yellow-throated sandgrouse)
Lineage: Eukaryota; Metazoa; Chordata; Aves; Pterocliformes; Pteroclidae
Gene: ZC3H12D
Product: zinc finger CCCH-type containing 12D
Exons: 5
Coding region: 1-1866 (621 amino acids)
Biological process (GO): nuclear-transcribed mRNA catabolic process, RNase MRP-dependent; 3'-UTR-mediated mRNA destabilization
Cellular component (GO): nucleus; cytoplasmic ribonucleoprotein granule
Molecular function (GO): metal ion binding; mRNA binding; RNA endonuclease activity
Source: RefSeq, a predicted model, not a curated record
AUGCCUGCUAAGAUGGCACUGGCCAGUUCACUUUCGAGCAAGCCAUUGCCACCACGCUCCAGGAAAGUGUCUACAGCAGGGGUGGAAGCGCACCAGAGCAAGCUGGAUUUUUUCUGCAAGCUGGGCUACGGUAAGCAGGACAUAUGCAAAGUACUGGAGAACCUGGGCCAAGAGGCCCUGGAGGAUGAUGUGCUGAAAGAGCUGAUUCGGAUGGGCAGCAAACCUCAAGCUCUGGAGAGCCAGCCUCAGCCUUCCUCGCUAAAACUUGUUGCCCGUGGCUCAUGUAGUGCUUCACCAGGGUUGAAGUGGCUUGGAGAUGAUGACAGUGAUUCUUCCGAUUGUUUGAGACCCAUUGUGAUCGACGGCAGCAAUGUCGCAAUGAGCCAUGGAAACAAGGAGGUAUUCUCCUGCUGGGGGAUCCAGCUGGCAGUGGAUUGGUUUCGAGAAAGAGGGCACACAUACAUUAAGGUUUUUGUCCCCCUCUGGAGAAAGGAGCCCCCUCGCCAAGACAGUCCAAUCGCAGAUCAGCACAUUCUUGAAGAGCUUGAAAAGCAAUCGAUCCUUGUGUACACCCCAUCCCGGAAGGUGAAAGGCAAGAGGGUCAUUUGCUAUGAUGAUCGCUAUAUAGUGAAAGUUGCUUAUGAGAAAGAUGGAGUCAUCGUCUCCAAUGACCAUUACCGGGAUCUCCAGAAUGAAAACCCCGAGUGGAAAUGGUUUAUUGAGCAGCGACUACUCAUGUACUCCUUUGUCAGUAACAGGUUUAUGCCUCCUGAUGAUCCGUUAGGCCGGCACGGACCCACACUUAAUAACUUCCUCAGCAAAAAGCCAGUGCUUCCUGAACCAAAGUGGCAGCCUUGCCCCUAUGGUAAAAAAUGCACCUAUGGCAAUAAAUGCAAAUUUUACCACCCAGAGAGACUACAUCAGGUCCAGCUCUCGGUUGCUGAUGAACUCAGGGCCAAAAUAGAGGUCCCACUGAACCUGGGGGAAGAGGAAGAGCAGCAGAACCACUCACUGUACGGGACUGGGGGAGAGCCUGCACCGCCCAACGCCUGCACAGAAACGCUGCGAGAACCAAGCGGCUGCGCAGGGGUGUCCUGCUGCCCGGGGUGGUCCCAGGGGAGCUGUCGAGAGCAGCCAUCUGGUGCCUGGGCUGGUGGCCCCAGUGCUGACCUGGGGCUGGACAAGCAGCUGCUGCAGCCAGAGCUGCUGGGAGACCAGCUGCUCCUGGGGGAGAUGUCAGCGCUGGCCAUCAGUGACGACAGGCAUGGCUACAAUUGCUCCAUGUGUACCUCUCAGGACAGAGAGGUGACAGACAGCUGUCAUCGCUGUGAUGACCUCAGGCACAACGCGUACGCACUUCAUCACCCCCUGAGCUUGGACCACACCUGCCCACUGGGGUGCCCUUUCCAGCAAGCGGUGCUCACGCCUGCACUAGGCAGGAUGUGCCUGGACCACGGCUGGCCCCAGGAGCCCUACAGCACACGUGGGAUAGGGCAGAGGAACUGCUACAUCCCUGGUGGUGCUCAGCAGAAACAAGCCCUGGAGACUCAGCACCACACUUUGCCACAAUCCACAGCUCUUGCCCCUGACCCGCUUUGCUUGUACAGUGAGCAGCAGCUGCAGCAUGGUUUCCCCAGCCAGCCCCCACAGCACCCCUUUCUGUUAGACUCCAGGGACCAGCUGGGCUUCUUCCAGAAAGCCCACGCUUACCCCACUGCCUCUUACAGUAACUACUGGCCCUCCCCAGCUGCAAGGCCACCUUCUUCCCAGCAAGCAAACGUACACAGGGAACUGUGCUCCCUUUUCCCUUACGGUGAGGUGGACCACGCCAUGGCUUUGUACCCCAAUAUCAAGGAUAUUGCUUAG